Bolinopsis microptera is the source of this 2007-nucleotide messenger RNA. Its product is annotated as gelsolin-like protein 1. Gene Ontology annotation, biological process: actin filament severing; barbed-end actin filament capping; actin polymerization or depolymerization. The transcript has 2 exons. Lineage: Eukaryota; Metazoa; Ctenophora; Tentaculata; Lobata; Bolinopsidae. Gene Ontology annotation, molecular function: phosphatidylinositol-4,5-bisphosphate binding; actin filament binding. The record is from RefSeq and is a predicted model, not a curated record. The coding region runs from base 15 to 1574 and encodes 519 amino acids. Gene Ontology annotation, cellular component: plasma membrane; actin cytoskeleton; cytoplasm.
AUUUGAGGUCAGUCAUGAAGCUGUGGUCAAUACUCCUUCUUACACUUCUUGUAGCCCUGCUGAGGGCUGAUGAAAUCGCAAAUGAUACCGACGGAGCUGACAGUGAGAGCGAAGUUGCAGAUAAUGGUGCUGAGUCAGGUGAUGGUGCAGCCGCAGAAGCCGACUCAGGUGAUGGUGCCGCCGCAGAAGCCGACUCAGGUGAUGGUGCCUCCGCAGAAGCCGACUCAGGUGAUGGUGCCGCCGCAGAAGCCGACUCAGGUGAUGGUGCCGCCGCAGAAGCCGACUCAGGUGAUGGUGCCGCCGCAGAAGCCGACUCAGGUGAUGGUGCCGCCGCAGAAGCCGACUCAGGUGAUGGUGCCGCCGCAGAAGCCGACUCAGGUGAUGGUGCCGCCGCAGAAGCCGACUCAGGUGAUGGUGCCGCCGCAGAAGCCGACUCAGGUGAUGGUGCCGCCGCAGAAGCCGACUCAGGUGAUGGUGCAGCCGCAGAAGCCGACUCAGGUGAUGGUGCAGCCGCAGAAGCCGACUCAGGUGAUGGUGCCGCCGCAGAAGCCGACUCAGGUGAUGGUGCCGCCGCAGAAGCCGACUCAGGUGAUGGUGCCGCCGCAGAAGCCGACUCAGGUGAUGGUGCAGCCGCAGAAGCCGACUCAGGUGAUGGUGCCGCCGCAGAAGCCGACUCAGGUGAUGGUGCCGCCGCAGAAGCCGACUCAGGUGAUGGUGCCGCCGCAGAAGCCGACUCAGGUGAUGGUGCCGCCGCAGAAGCCGACUCAGGUGAUGGUGCCGCCGCAGAAGCCGACUCAGGUGAUGGUGCCGCCGCAGAAGCCGACUCAGGUGAUGGUGCAGCCGCAGAAGCCGACUCAGGUGAUGGUGCCGCCGCAGAAGCCGACUCAGGUGAUGGUGCCGCCGCAGAAGCCGACUCAGGUGAUGGUGCAGCCGCAGAAGCCGACUCAGGUGAUGGUGCUGCCGCAGAAGCCGACUCAGGUGAUGGUGCCGCCGCGGAAGCCGACUCAGGUGAUGGUGCCGCCGCGGAAGCCGACUCAGGUGAUGGUGCCGCCGCGGAAGCCGACUCAGGUGAUGGUGCCGCCGCAGAAGCCGACUCAGAUGAUGGUGCCGCCGCAGAAGCCGACUCAGGUGAUGGUGCCGCUGCAGAAGCCGACUCAGGUGAUGGUGCCGCCUCAGAAACCGACUCAGGUGAUGGUGCAGCCGCAGAAGCCGACUCAGGUGAUGGUGCCGCCGCAGAAGCCGACUCAGGUGAUGGUGCCGCCGCAGAAGACGACUCAGGUGAUGGUGCAGCCGCAGAAGCCGACUCAGGUGAUGGUGCCGCCGCAGAAGCCGACUCAGGUGAUGGUGCCGCCGCAGAAGACGACUCAGAUGAUGGUGCUGUCGCAGAAGAUGACUCAGACGAUGGUGCCGCUGCCGAAUCAGACGACUCAGAAGAAAAUGAUGAUAGUGGUGCCGAAGAAGGAGAUGACGGUGAAUCAGAGGAAGUGUCAGGACCAGCUGAUAGUGGAUACAAAGUUCAAAUCAGUUUUGUUGUUUUUGUGAUCAGUUUAGUGAGAAACGUUCUUGGCUGGUAGUCAAAAAUUCACGUUGAUCAGAUUUUACAUUGCUUCCCAUUCGAUAGAGCCUCAGUAUCAUACUGACAAACAUUAUAGAAAAGCAACUUAGCUGGGACUUUACAUAUUCUAAAUAUUGGACGAUUAUGAAUGGAUAAUUUUAUUGCUUCACAAUACAAAAUAUUUCUCAAAUACUGUAUGAAUGUUGUAAUGCAUCACUGCAGCUAAUUAAGAUAAGUUGUUACUGACAUUUCUGAUGUGUUUAAUUUUAAAUUAAUAAAUGUGUAUCUGAAAACUGUUAUAACAAUGGUGUUCAUUUUAUUAAAGGUCAUGUUUUUUUGUUUUUAGUUUUACAAAAUAUCUCUAUUUAAUUACUGGAGAAACAUAAAAGUUUUAGUUUUGAUGAGAUUACUAAUUAUAAUACGUCAUGUUUAAUUUAAAAUUUUAACACGAA